AUGUCUGCGAAAAGUGGAAAGCCGAAGAAUUCUGAAGUUUCUGGUCUAGGAAAAACGUAUCUCUUUGCAUAUAAUGGAAUUCAAACUAUAGGGUGGUCCUACUUAUUAUGCCAGACAAUAAUUCACUUUUUGAAUCGUGGAACGCUAGAUACCGUUUGGGAUGAAAUAAAAUGGUCGGUCUAUAUUUUUCAAAAUGCAGCAGUGUUAGAGAUCCUUCACGCUGCUGUAGGCCUAGUUCCAUCUAGUGUUUUCCUAGUAUUAAUGCAGGUGUUCUCUCGAGUCUUCCUUGUCUGUGGCUCAUUGCUAAUAGCCCAUGGACCGACAGUGAGCCCUGGAUUACCAUUAUGUAUUUUUGCUUGGAGUAUCACUGAAAUUAUACGUUAUGCAUACUAUGCUCUAAACAUCAUCAAAGUUGUGCCUCAAUCUCUGCUAUUCCUUCGGUACUCAACAUUCUUAUUGCUCUACCCAAUAGGAAUAACCGGUGAGCUGCUGUGCCUAUACCACACCCUGGACGAAGUCGCUGAGAAGCAACUCUUCACUAUGUCCAUGCCUAAUACGUGGAACUUCAUUUUCAACUACUACUACUUCCUCGUGUUCUACAUGCUGUUAUACAUACCACUGUUCCCGGUUCUAUUCGGUCACAUGUUGAAACAAAGGACGAAAAUGCUAGCCGUUGAGGCCAAGAAAUCGAAAUAA
Messenger RNA from Leptosia nina, 696 nucleotides. The record is from the annotation of a GenBank genome assembly. NCBI's taxonomy places the organism in Eukaryota, Metazoa, Arthropoda, Insecta, Lepidoptera, Pieridae.